CAAGAGGCACUCGCGGCCGCGCCCUGAAGAUGCAGGAAGAAUUCAAUGCCCAGGCAGAAAGGCACAAGGAGAAGCUACGACAGUAUUCUCAGGAACCCCGUGACCCACAAGAAGCACUACCGCCUGUGCGUCCUUUACAAGGUCCCCCAAGUGCGCGUGCUGGACUUCCAGAAGGUGAAGCUCGGAAAUUGGUGAGGAUCGCAUGGCAGACAGUUUCACUUCCAGGGCCCUGAAAAGCCAGGGCAGUAGGGGGCGAGCACGUGCCUCGGGGGACAUGCCAAGUAGGGGGAGACCUUUUCCCAGAGGAGCAGCCUCACCAUCUCCGCCGACUGCCCCAUGAAGCUCCACAACUCCCCCAUGGACGAGCACACGUGCCCCCUGAGCUUCGGCAGCUGGUGGAAGCCUCAUCGCUGACACGGAGAGGGAUGGAGCGCCCGAGACAAAACCCGCAGGGCGGGCACGUCUUCCCACCUGUAACGUGAUGGCAGGGCACCCGCCCUCAUGGCCACGGGGGUGACCACGGUGCUGACCAUGACCACCAUGGGCAUCAAUGCCCGGAGCAUGCUGCCCGAGGUGUCCUACGCCACCGCCUUGGACUGGUUCAUGGCCGUGUCUUACCUCUUCGUGUUCGCCGCGCUCCUCGAGUUUGCCGCCGUCAACCGUUUCACCAAGAGGAGCUGGGCCUGGGAUGGCAAGGGCAGCGCGGGCCGGAUGAAGCACAAGAAGCAGCAGCGCCUCUUAGGCGGGAGAAGGCUGUGCACCACCUCGAGGAGGAGGAGCCACUCGCCCGGCACCCCAGGGGAGCACAUCCCGAUGGAGAUGAAAUUCCUGCACAUUAAAAGGGGCUUAAUUAGAGGAAAUAACUUAAUAUUGCUGUUUGCCCUUUCUGUGUAGUAGAAGUGUCGGAGAUGAAAGGAAAUUAGUAAAAUGUAUAUGAAAACUUCCUGCUGCCGAAACGGGUUUGGCUCAGUGGAUGGAGCGUCGGCCUGCAGACCGAAGGGUCCCGGGUUCGAUUCCGGUCAAGGGCAUGUACCUUGGUUGUGGGCACAUACCCUGUGGGGGGUGUGCAGGAGGCGGCUGAUCGAUGUUGCUCUCCCAUCGAUGUUUCUGGCUCUCUAUCCGUCUCCCUUCCUCCCUGUAAAAAAUCAAUAAAAUAUAUUUUUAAAAAAACACA
This is a messenger RNA of Eptesicus fuscus (big brown bat), 1174 nucleotides long. RefSeq names its product gamma-aminobutyric acid receptor subunit alpha-5-like. The transcript is spliced from 7 exons. Gene Ontology annotation, cellular component: synapse; dendrite membrane; postsynapse. Lineage: Eukaryota; Metazoa; Chordata; Mammalia; Chiroptera; Vespertilionidae. Gene Ontology annotation, biological process: synaptic transmission, GABAergic; gamma-aminobutyric acid signaling pathway; nervous system process. Gene Ontology annotation, molecular function: inhibitory extracellular ligand-gated monoatomic ion channel activity; GABA-A receptor activity; transmitter-gated monoatomic ion channel activity involved in regulation of postsynaptic membrane potential. The record is from RefSeq and is a predicted model, not a curated record. The coding region runs from base 502 to 894 and encodes 130 amino acids.